Molecule: messenger RNA, 2193 nt
Organism: Pungitius pungitius (ninespine stickleback)
Lineage: Eukaryota; Metazoa; Chordata; Actinopteri; Perciformes; Gasterosteidae
Gene: ewsr1b
Product: EWS RNA-binding protein 1b
Exons: 15
Coding region: 56-1870 (604 amino acids)
Biological process (GO): regulation of DNA-templated transcription
Cellular component (GO): nucleus
Molecular function (GO): transcription coregulator activity; RNA binding
Source: RefSeq, a predicted model, not a curated record
AAUUUUAUUCCCCCGCAGCCAGUCUCGUCUAGUCGUCUUCUACAGGCACACUAAAAUGGCGUCGGCUCCGGCAGAUUACAGCACCUACAGCCAGACCACUGCGCAGCAAGGGUAUGCUGCCUAUGCUGCCCAGCCAUCUCAAAGCUAUGGACAAUCUGCACAGCAGAGCUAUGGUCAACAGAAUUAUGGAUCAUAUGCCCAACCUGCUGCUGCUGAUAGCAGCUACACUCAAGCAACACCAGCUGCUGGAGGCUACACUCAGCCGCAGCAGCAGUAUGGAUCUUCAUAUGCCCAGCCAGCAGCAGCUGGUUAUCCGGCUGCCCAGUCUACCACUAAUACAUACUCACAGUCAACCCAAAGUUAUGGAGCAAGUGGUUAUGACAGUACUCCUGCUGCCGCUGCUCCAGCUGCUUCCCAGUCUUAUGGCUCUCAGCCUGGGUAUACUGCACAGUCUGCCUACCCAGGUUAUGGCCAGCAAGCAGCUCCCACUGCACCCCAGAGUUACAAUGCUAGCAGCCAACCAGCCAGUUACAGCCAAAGUAGCUACUCCCAGCCAGCAACAUAUGGACAACAGCAAUCUGGCUACCAGGCCCAGCAGGCUAGCUAUGGUCAGCAGCAAGGAUACCAGCAGCCAACCCAGCAGCCAACACAGGCUCCUCCAGCUUACCCUCCUCAGGCUUCUGGUUCUUAUGGUCAGCCUCCAGCCAACCAGUACAGUCAGCAAGGCGGACCUCCUAGUUACAACCAGUCCAACCACUACAGUAAUUACAGACAGGAUGGCCAGGGUGGAGGUUCUGGUUACUCCGGCUCUGAGUCUUCAAGGUACCCAGGGUCAGGGGACAACCGGGGUCCUGGAAGGGACGGCUUUGAUCGCGGUGGAAUGAUGCACCGUGGCCGUGGAGGCAUGGGCCGUGGAGGCAUGGGCAGCGCUGGAGACAGAGGUGGCUUCAGUAAGCCUGGUGGACCAAUGAACAGCGAUGAGCGUGAAAUGGGACGGCCUGAAGAGCAGGACGACUCUGAGAACAGCACCAUCUAUAUCACCGGGUUGACUGAGAAGGCUAACCUGGAGGAGAUGGCUGAAUUCUUCAAACAUGUUGGCCCCAUCAGGAUCAACCGCAGACUUGGCCAGCCUGCCAUCAACAUUUACACAGACAAGGACUCGGGGAAGCCCAAAGGAGACGCCACCCUUUCCUACGAGGAGCCAAUCUGUGCUAAAGCAGCUGUGGAGCAUUUUGAUGGAAAGGAGUUCCAAAGCCGAAGGCUCAAGGUGUCAAUGGCGCGUCGCAAGCCCAUGAUGGGGGGCAUGAGGGGCGGCAUGCCCAUGCGAGACGGCAUGAUGGGUCGUGGAGGUAUGAUGGGCCGUGGAGGAGAGCGUGGCGGGUUCGUCCCCCGUGGCGGUCCUCGUGGAAUGGGCAGAGGUGGACCCACAGGAGGCAACAUGCAGCAGAGAGCCGGGGACUGGGAGUGCCCGAACCCGGGUUGUGGCAACCAGAACUUUGCCUGGCGGAUGGAGUGCAACCAGUGCAAAGCCCCCAAACCAGAAGGGUUAGGCGGUGGCCCCCCCUUCCCCCCUGGAGGUGACAGAGGCCGCGGUGGAAUGGGAAUGCGCGGAGGGCGUGGCAUGGACCGUGGUGGGCCAGCUGGUGUUGGGGGCCCUGGUGGUCCAGGGGGCUUCCGUGGAGGUUGGGGAGGUGACCGUGGUGGCUUCAGAGGGCGAGGUGGAAUGGAUAGGGGAGGUUUCCGUGGAGCCGGGCGUGGAGGACCACCCAUGGAUCGCAUGGGUGGCAGAGGCGGUCGAGGAAUGGGCCCCCCAGGUGGAAAGAUGGAUAUGAGGGACCAUCGCCAGGAGCGCAGAGAGCGGCCCUAUUGAACUUGUGGAAUUUGAUUUUUUUUAAAAUCAUUUUUUAAUUUAUGAUUCCAUAUUUCAAUGGUUAUAGAGCUGCUUUUAAACAUCCUGUGCACUCUGUUCACUCAACUCCUGUUUCCAUUUUUUAUUUUAGUUUACCCAUGUUUACGCUGCAUCUCGUAUUGUGCAUGUUUUUUGUUGCUUUUUUAAAAUGUGCUGAUUAGAUUUGACAUUGUGUAGUAAAAUGCCUCUUCCAUUUGUUGACAUAAUUGCUUCACCUUUCCCAUAAUGGGCAAUUGUAUGAUGACGAAUUCUGGAAAUAAAAUUUUACUGAUUUGAACAUUGAA